Messenger RNA from Ilex paraguariensis (yerba mate), 2958 nucleotides. NCBI's taxonomy places the organism in Eukaryota, Viridiplantae, Streptophyta, Magnoliopsida, Aquifoliales, Aquifoliaceae. The record is from the annotation of a GenBank genome assembly.
CCUUUGAUUAGUCCAAAUUGAUGAGACACGCGCGCGGACACACGGACACACACGUACACUUUCACUGGGAAGUGAUCUUACACUCCAACCCCUGUUUGAGACUUCUGGGGACUUCUCAAAUCUGGCACUCAGAGUUCUUCAAAGAAUGUGAGAGUUCUGAUAAAUGUUUGUUUGGAACUCUGUAAUUGAAAUACCUUUAGAUAGAGAAAGAGGGAGAGAGAGAGGGAGGAGAUCAGUGUCAUUGCUUCACUGGCAUGGAUUUGAAGAAAGAGAAGCAAGUCAGGUUUUAUUCUAAUGGCAACCAGCAAAAGGGUGUUUCAUGGGGAAGAACUGAUCCUGUACGCCUAGAAAACUCAUCUUCUGGGUACAAAUUUUCAUCUUCCUUGUCGAAAACUGAUGUUGGGUCUGUUGGUAAAUGCAAAAUCUCUCAGCCUCAUAGGUUUGGGAGAGCUAAGGUGUUCCCAGAGGGCCGUGAGCCGUGGACGAAGCGAAUACUGGAGCCGGGUAGUGAGAUUGUGCUAAAAUGGAACCGGGUUUUCAUUGUAUCGUGUCUAGUGGCACUCUUUGUGGAUCCAUUGUAUUUUUACUUGCCUGGUAUGAGAAGGAGCAAGGAUUCUUGGUGUGUAAAGACGGACUUAAAUUUGCGAAUUGUUGUGACUUUUUUCCGCACCAUUGCCGAUUGUUUCUAUCUAUUGCAUGUGAUUAUUAAGUUUCGGACGGCUUUUGUUGCACCAAGUUCUCGGGUGUUUGGGAGGGGUGAGCUUGUCAUGGAUCCCAAGAAGAUUGCUCAAAGAUAUAUAAGAUCUGACUUCUUCAUUGAUCUGAUUGCAACACUGCCUCUCCCUCAGAUUGUCAUCUGGUUCAUCAUACCAGCAUCGAGAAGUGAACAAGCUAAACAUGACAACAAUGCCCUUGCUCUGAUCGUUCUAUUCCAAUAUGUGCCCAGGUUAUAUCUGAUUUUCCCGUUAAGUUCAGAAAUUAUUAAAGCAACUGGACUUGUCACAAAAACUGCUUGGGCAGGGGCUGCAUAUAAUCUGCUACUCUACAUGCUGGCUAGCCAUGUUUUAGGGGCAGCAUGGUAUUUACUGUCGGUUGACCGGUAUAUGUCAUGCUGGAAAUCAAUUUGCAGAAAGGAAAUCAGGCCUGCAAAAUGCAUGCUUUCCUAUUUGGAUUGUAGUACCCUCGACAUUGAUGUUCGCAAGACUUGGGCAAAUACUACAAAUGCGUUUAGAAGUUGUGAUCUUGACAAUGAUAUUACUUUCAAUUAUGGCAUGUUUGAAAACGCAUUCCAAAAAAAUGUUGUCUCCUCGAGUUUCCUUGAAAAAUACUUUUAUUGUUUGUGGUGGGGCCUACAGAACCUAAGUUCAUAUGGCCAGAAUUUGCAAACAAGCACUUUUGUUGGGGAGACAUUAUUUGCCAUACUCAUUGCCAUCUUGGGCCUUGUUUUAUUCGCACAUCUUAUUGGGAAUAUGCAGACAUACCUGCAGUCUUUAACAGUGAGGCUUGAGGAAUGGAGGCUUAAGCGAAGAGACACUGAGGAGUGGAUGAGGCAUCGCCAACUCCCUGAAGAUUUGAGACAACGUGUUCGCCGUUUUGUUCAAUAUAAGUGGCUUGCAACUAGAGGAGUUGAUGAAGAAACUAUCCUUCGUGGCUUGCCUUCUGAUUUACGACGUGAUAUACAGUGUCACCUAUGCUUGGACCUUGUUCGACGUGUGCCAUUCUUUUCACAGAUGGAUGAUCAGUUACUUGAUGCAAUAUGUGAGCGUCUUGUCUCCUCCUUGAGCACUGAGGGUACAUAUAUAGUUCGUGAGGGUGACCCUGUGAUAGAGAUGCUCUUCAUUAUCAGAGGGAGACUGGAGAGUUCGACUACAAACGGUGGUCGGACUGGUUUCUUCAAUUCCAUUACAUUAAGACCUGGAGAUUUUUGUGGGGAGGAGCUCCUCGCAUGGGCUUUGCUUCCAAAAUCCACUCUCAACUUGCCAACGUCGACUAGAACAGUCAGAGCACUUGUUGAAGUGGAAGCCUUUGCAUUGCGAGCCGAAGAUCUCAAGUUUGUAGCCAAUCAAUUUAGACGCCUUCACAGCAAGAAGCUGCAGCACACUUUCCGGUUUUACUCCCACCAUUGGAGGACAUGGGCAGCAUGCUUCAUACAGGCUGCUUGGCUACGGUAUAAGAGGAGGAUGGUGGCAAAAGAUCUUGCUACAGUUGAAUCCUUUGCUUUUGAUGAGAACACAGCCAAUUUGACCUCGCAAGAGGGGGAGGGACAAUGUCAUAAUUCUGCCAGUUCAAAUUCCUCCCAGACGAAAUCAAACCUUGGGGUCACAAUAUUAGCCUCUAGAUUCGCAGCAAACACGAGGAGAGGAGCUCAGAAGAUUAAAGGUAUUGGUUUGUCAAAAUUACAGAAACCUGAAGAACCCGACUUCUCUGCUGAACCAGAUGAGUUAUAACUUGCAGUUGCUAGACGUAUAUAACUGCAUGAAUUCAUUUCAAACCCAAAUGCUGAAAUGCCAUUCCAAUGCCACCAUUUUAUAUAUUACCUUACUAUUGCACCUAUGAAGUGCAGAAAAGCGUUGUUUACCAGGAAAUCACCUUUUUUUUCCGGAAGAGGGGUUGGUUUGGAUGUGGAGAGGGGACUGCCUUUCUUUCUCUCCGUGUAAUUGUGUUAUUUUCACUUCAGCUGCAGGGGAUCGGAGUCUGUGACCAAUGCUCUGUACUGUAGUCACUUUGAUGUCUCAUUUUAGCUGUUGAAUAUUUGUGUUACUUUCUCUGAUUCACCAUAGAAGAUGGUAGCAGUAACAUGUAUUGGACAUCUUAAUUUAUAUAGUCAACUGUACUAGCUAUACGACGAUAAUUCUCAGUGGUUUCUGUUUAAUUUAAGAGUUUGAACAGAUUUAGUAAAGUUAUGUAUCGAGAAUUGUAAUGUAAUCAGGUCAAAUUAUGAUUCCAACACAUUCUUUU